This is a messenger RNA of Filobasidium floriforme, 2669 nucleotides long. RefSeq names its product putative cation-transporting ATPase. Gene Ontology annotation, biological process: protein folding. The record is from RefSeq and is a predicted model, not a curated record. Lineage: Eukaryota; Fungi; Basidiomycota; Tremellomycetes; Filobasidiales; Filobasidiaceae. Gene Ontology annotation, molecular function: ATP binding; ATP-dependent protein folding chaperone; ATP hydrolysis activity. The coding region runs from base 146 to 2620 and encodes 824 amino acids. The transcript is spliced from 13 exons.
CACCACACAUGAGAGAAAGAGAGAGAGAGAAUGUCCAUCAACCAUUUCGAUUCUCACUACUGAUGCACCUGACUACCGCCUCUUCUCCCUCGGAACACACCAACAGCUAACAUCUCGGACAACAUCUCGAGCACUCCUGACCAUCAUGAAGGCGCUCAAGUUAUUCAGCGCCCUGGACUUACUAGCGGCCACGGCCACUGCCGAGACGCACCGUUACGAAUCAGACAUUUCGAAAUUGCGAAACAUCGUCAUCCACUCGAUCUACUCGCACAAGGAUGUUUUCCUCAGAGAACUCCUCUCGAACAGCGCGGAUGCGUUGCAAAAGCUCAGGAUCACGAACCUAAGAGAGGGGCACGGGUUGGAAGGUUGGCAGGGGAACAUCACGAUCGAGGCGAGGAAGAAUGAGGGUGGCAAAGGGGGGCAGCUGGUCAUUCGAGAUACUGGGAUCGGGAUGACCAAGGACGAGCUGGCUACCAACCUCGGUACGAUCGCUAAAUCUGGUACCUCCGAGUUUCUCCACCGAGCCGUCGGAGACUCUGCGAAUGGCGGCGGCAGCGGUAACGAAGGCAGCGAUCUCAUCGGUCAAUUCGGCUUGGGCUUCUACUCUUCCUACCUAGUCUCCCCGCGAGUCAAGGUGAUCUCCCUCCCGGCCCCCUCGCCCUCGAACCCUGAGCCGGAACAAUGGAUCUUUGAAUCCACAGCGUCUGGGGAUGAGUUCUCCGUCUAUCCAGACCCGAGGGGGAAGACGUUGAAAUUCGAAGGGGGUGGACCUUGCGGGACAGAGAUCGUGCUUGACUUGUCUGAGGACGGAGAGAACGAUUGGGUCUUGGAAACGGAUAGGUUGAAGGGGCUCGUAGAAAAACACUCGCAGUUCGCCUCAAGCUUCCCGAUCUACCUACGAGUACCGACCACCCCUGAACCUGUCAACGCGGACGACGAGCUCGAGGUGGACGACGACAGCUCGAGCGCGCCGGGAUCUUUCACAUGGCAACGGUUGAACGAAAAGGGACCUAUCUGGAUGCAGGAACCGAAAAAGGUCUCCGAGGAAGAAUACCGAGACUUUUACAAAACGCUCACCUCUUCGGAAGACGCCGAGACCCUCGGUUGGGCUCAUUGGAAGGGUGAUACCGGUAGCGGCGUCUCGUUCCGAGCCAUGAUGUACGUUCCCAGUGCCGUUCCUGACGAUUUCUGGCAAAAGAUUACCGCGGGGGUCAAAAAUAUCCGACUGAUGGUCAAGCGUGUUUUCAUCACGGAUGAUUUGGGCGCGGAUUAUCUGCCUCAGUGGCUGAGGUUCUUGAACAUUGUGGUUGACGCUGACGACCUACCUCUGAACGUGUCACGAGAAACGCUCCAAGCGAACAAAUUCAUCAAGCAACUGAGGAAUAUCAUUAUUCGAAAGGCCCUCGACCUGUUCACGAGAUUGGCCAAUGACGACGAGGAGAACUUCAAGAAGUUUUCGACCGUGUACGGAAGCGCUUUGAGGGUAGGGAUCCUGGAAUCGAGCUCGAAAAAGGAUCAGAACAAGCUUGCUAGCUUGUUGAGGGUCUCCUCGACCCGGUCCGACUUUACCAGUUUCGAUGAGUAUGUCGAGAACCGUCGUGGCGAUCAAAAGCAAAUCUUCUACCUCGCGGGUGCGGGCGAAUCGCCUGAAGCCCUCGCCAGAUCUCCUUUAGUGGAAAAGCCAGUGGCGCGAGGUUACGAAGUGCUGUUACUGAAUGCACCUCCUGAUGAAAGUGUCAUGUUGGCCCUGCGUAAUUACCGUGGUCUGACUUUCCAGGACGUCUCGAAGAAGGGACUCAAGUACGGAGACGAGGACGAACACGAGGCUGAAAAAGCGGAACUCGCUGCCCAGAACAAGGCUUUUGCGCCGUUGCUCAAAUGGCUCAAGUCGCAGUUUGAAGGCAUCGUUGCUGAUGUGGUUUUGACAAACCGACUGGUCUCGUCGCCAUGUGCCAUUGUCGCAGACAACUUUGGCUGGUCAGCUAACGCCCAGCGGCUCGCCAUGGCCAACGCCAAAAAGGACGACCCCAUGCUUGUCAUGAUGGCGCAGAUGCCCAAGAUCCUUGAGCUCAACCCGAAGAGCCCUUUGGUCGAAGGCCUACUAGAGAGACUGCUCGAAAUGCCUUCGUUCGACGAGGACAUCAAUGAAGAAGGGACCGGACCCACUGCCGACGAGCUGGAGCUCCGUGAAAGCGCUGCGAUUCUCAUCGACACGGCCUUGAUUCGAAGCGGAUUCAAUGUCAAGGACAGCAACACCUAUUUCGACCGCGUCGAGUCAUUAUUGCGACGAUCCUUGGGCGUCUCGUUGUCUGCUAGGACCAAAUCAAACGUCCGCCCAGCUCCUCCUGUAGCCACUGGACCUCUCCCAGAGGUUGAUGAAGAACCCAGUACAGAGGGAUCGACCUUUGAACCUGCCGCCAUGCUCAAGGACGCACAGUUCGAAGAUUGGGCGAGCAUCAAGCAGCGGAUGAAGGAAAGCGGUGAGCAGCUCGAGGAGACGAUCUUGCAACGAGGCGAAGAGAUGGCCCAGGCGGUCAAAGAUGGCGCUCAGGACGUGGCAGAGGGUUUGGGGCUGGGUCCAGAUGACGAUGACGGCCAGGCCGCCCACGACGAAUUGUAGUAUGCAAUAUAGUAAGCGCAAAGAUAUAUCAAAUGAACAUCUCCUUGAU